AUGAAGUUGUGGGUUGCACUCGUGUCGAGAAUUGUCGUUGUUGGCUUCCCACCUAUAGUGACGUCGAGCAUUGCCGUUAUUGGCUUCCCACUUUUGGGAACAUGUCUCAUGGCAGAUUACUUCAUCGAGCGUCCGAUCUUUAGGGAGGAAGAAUUUCGUCGGAGUAUGGGGGAAUCAACUACACUAGAGUGCAUGAAGAAGUUUUGCCAACAAGUGGUAGGUAUUUUUGGUCCGCAGUAUCUCCGGGCUCCAACAAAGGCUGACCUCCAAAGGCUUCUUGCUAGGGCUGAUCAGCGGGGAUUUCCAGAUAUGAUCGGAAGCAUUGACUGCAUGCAUUGGGAGUGGAAGAACUGCCGAACCGGGUGGCAUGGGGCUUACAGUGGCCGGAAGGGUCGUCCCACCGUUAUUUUAGAGGCGGUGGCCUCGCAUGACACGUGGGUAUGGCACGCUUUCUUUAGUGUGCCAGGAGCUCAAAAUGAUAUUAACGUGCUCGACCAAUCACCAGUCUUUUAA
Molecule: messenger RNA, 513 nt
Organism: Fragaria vesca subsp. vesca
Lineage: Eukaryota; Viridiplantae; Streptophyta; Magnoliopsida; Rosales; Rosaceae
Exons: 2
Coding region: 1-513 (170 amino acids)
Source: RefSeq, a predicted model, not a curated record